ACUCGCUCAAUCCACUGCCUCCAAACCUUCCUUUAUUUUCCUUUCAUGAUCUUUCUCUCUCUCUCUCUCCCCGAACACCCCAAAAAGCCAAAAAAGAAAGAGAAGCUCCAGCACACGCAGAUUUUGACAGACAAAAAUAAAACACAUAACGAUACAAAAAGAGAGAUCCAUCUAAAGAAAAGAAAAGAAAAGAAAAGAGGCUCAAAAACAAGGAAAAAAAAAAGUAAAAAAAAACGACAAUAGAGAGGACCCAUUUAUGGAGUUAGACACUCUCUUACCUUUUGAUAAUAAUUGAAGGGGCUGCGCAGAUACAAAUAUAUAUAUAUAUAUAUAUAUUUAUAUCACAUCCGAAGCUUACCACAAACCAACUGCCACAGGAGCUCGGGCAAUUUUGGCGGAUCCGAUUUUUUACAGAGCGUAAAUGGAAAAUUGAAAUGUCAUUUUUUUUUUCCCCUUGUCCGGUUGUCCCUUAAAAGUUAAAACCAUAUUUUCAUUCAUUAUACAUUUAUUAUAUGCCCAACUGCCAAGUAGCCAUUUGUAAACGAAGUGAUCAAAAGCAAAAGCUCUCAAUUUUUUUCUCUAUAAUAUAAUUUGGAUCGAAGCCAUCGCUUCUCUCUCAAACGUUUUCCGAGAAAUCUCAAAAGCGCGGAAACCAAGCAGAGAUGUUUCCGAUCCCUUGAAUUCCUAUGACUUCCUAGGAAAUUUGGAUGCUUCUUCUUCACAUUCCACAUUUCUUUUUUUCCUCAUUCUUGAUUCCAAUUCCUCGGGAAAAGUUUCAAACUUUCAGCUCCAAUAUUUUUUUUUAAUUUUUUCUUAAUUUUUUUUUUAUAUUAUUAUGCAUGUUUAUAUAUGAUUCCGUGACUGAGGAAGAGAUUUGGAGAUGGAAGGUGGAGGAGGUGGGGCUAGGGCAGGGUCUGGUCGCAGGAUCACACUUCUCGAUCAGAUGUCAGCCAUCGCCGACGGCGGAGAUUUAUCCGGCUUGACUCUCGACGACAUCUUGCGCUCUCGGAAGCGAGCCGUUCCGGAGCCGCCGCCACCGCCGCCGUUUCCGUCAGAGCCUCCGAUUCAGCCCGGUCGAACGCUGUUGGAUAUCAUCAGAGACGAAGAUCCCAAGGCCAGUUCUUGUAAAGAAUUCGUCGGCAACAGAGACAGGAAGUCCUGGAAAUCCUUCAAAGACCGGCUCCGACUCAAGCGCACCGGUUCCGGCGCCGCCUGGACGUCCUCCGUCCACAUUCCGACCUCCGAUAUCCUCUCCCCGAGCACCCGAUCCCAGGUCUCGCGCCGCAGCUCAGCUCGGAACUCAACCGAGUCGGCUCAUGAGAUGAUUCCCCUAGAAGACGCGUCGUCGCAGGGAUUCCGGCCGCAUAUUUCUCUCUCACGCCGGAGCUCGUGUCGUUUCAGCCCCAACGCGUUGUUCGCGUCCGAUCCGGCUCUAAGCGACGACGGUUCUAACAACAACAACAACAACAACAGCGGCGCUCCUCCCGCUCAGGUCCCGACUCUCAGGCCGCAAAUUUCGCGCCGCCACUCCACGCGCUUCUCACCGGUUAUAGAAGACAGCGUGACGGAUCCGACGGAGCCGCCGCCGCCGAUGCGCGAGGGCUCGCGCCGGCUUUACGCGGUGCUGGCGGAGGAAAGGUCGCUGUCGGCGAGGGAAGCCGUGGCGGCGCAGGAGGCGGCUGAGGAGGCCGCUGCCGCCGCCGCAGCAGCAGCCGACGAGGCCGUAUCGACGGCGGAGGCUGCAGCGACUCCGGUGGCGGAGACUGGGCCGCAGCCCGUGAGAAUGUCGCUGAUGGAUCUGUUGGAGGAGACGGACAGGCAGAUGGGGUUUGUGGGGUCCAGAUACAUGAUCGGAGACGAGGACGACGAGGAUUACGAGGAGGAAGAAGAGGAGGAGGAGGACGGCGGCGGCGGCGGCGGCGGUGGCGUUGGGGGAGUUGAGCAGAAUUGCUGCGUGUGCAUGGUGAGGCAUAAAGGCGCGGCAUUUAUCCCGUGCGGGCACACUUUCUGCAGGCUCUGUUCCAGGGAGCUCUGGGUUAGUAGAGGGAAUUGCCCUCUGUGUAAUGGUUUCAUUUUGGAAAUUCUUGACAUCUUCUGAACAUGUUCAUGAUACAAAUUAUUUGUGUUGUGCGCACAAAUCUCCUCUCCAUUAUUAUUAUUAUUUUUCCUGGGUCAGAUUUGUUCGAAACAUUUUUGUACUUUUUUGGGUUUUUUUUAUUUUUUUUUAUGGAUUGGAAUUUGAGCUGGAAUUAGAGUGUAUAAUAUUGUACCGGUCAAAUUUCAACGUAAAUUUCUCAAUGUACUUCAUUACUAGUUUCAGAGAUCAAUGCCAAGUUUUAUCUUUUAGCAUUUGAGUUCCUUUCAUGAAUU
Messenger RNA from Morus notabilis, 2370 nucleotides. RefSeq lists its product as uncharacterized. The coding region runs from base 881 to 2098 and encodes 405 amino acids. The record is from RefSeq and is a predicted model, not a curated record. Lineage: Eukaryota; Viridiplantae; Streptophyta; Magnoliopsida; Rosales; Moraceae. The transcript has 3 exons.